Molecule: messenger RNA, 2281 nt
Organism: Hevea brasiliensis (rubber tree)
Lineage: Eukaryota; Viridiplantae; Streptophyta; Magnoliopsida; Malpighiales; Euphorbiaceae
Product: 3-ketoacyl-CoA synthase 1-like
Exons: 1
Coding region: 459-2048 (529 amino acids)
Biological process (GO): fatty acid biosynthetic process
Cellular component (GO): membrane
Molecular function (GO): acyltransferase activity, transferring groups other than amino-acyl groups
Source: RefSeq, a predicted model, not a curated record
CCCCUUUCUUUUUUUUUUUUUUCUUGGUUACCAAACGGACAUGGGAAUUUUUGGACCAAGAUGGAGUUUGGCUUUACCCUUUAUUUUUAUAUUGUUCCUGAUACCAUAUAUAGCUAGCUUCCCAUUCCCAUGGUGGUUGAGCUAUCCAACUUUUCUUCGAACUACUCACCAUAAAUUCAAGAAUAGGAUUUCAGCUUUCUUGCAGUUAAUAUAUGACCUUUUCUACUGGUACAGCUUCCCAACUCUUGAGGUCUGAAUCCAUCUCUCUCUUCGUGUCUAUCUUACCAACCAACUGUGAACUGUUUUUAUGCGUGUAGGCCAGGUUUUGCUUUUAAUUUAGCAUUUCUUUUCUUUUGGAUGGGAUGUAGUUCAGCGUCUUGUUUAUAAAUUAGCGAUACCCGUUUUAUUUUUUCUCACAAGCAACCGAAACAAAGCACUCACAGAGGAGCUCUACACAAAUGGAUAAUAUAGACAUGGAUAAUGAGAGAUUGACGGCGGAGAUGGCUUUUAAAGACUCUUCCUCUGCUGUCAUAAGAAUCCGUCAACGUUUGCCUGACUUCUUACAGUCCGUCAAGCUCAAAUACGUUAAGUUAGGUUAUGGCUACUCAUGUAACCCUGCUACUAUACUCAUGUGUCUCGUAAUUUUCCCUUUGUCCAUAGCCACGCUCGUUCAAAUCACUGGUCUUCAACUAGACCUGGUUUACGAGUUAUGGACGACUCGGUCCCUUCAACUCCAUGAAAUAGACGCCGCCACUAGACUUGCCGGUUCUGUUCUAUUACUUGUCCUUCUCGGAGUCUACUUGGCCAAGCGGUCCAGACCCAUCUAUCUGGUGGAUUUUGCAUGUUACAAACCGGAAGAUGAAUGGAAGAUGUCAGUGGAGGCCUUCAUGCAAAUGACGGAAGAUAGCGGGCUGUUUGACAAAGAAACUGUUCAAUUCCAGAGGCGGAUAUCGACAAGGUCAGGUCUAGGAGAUGAAACUUAUAUACCAAGAGGAAUAUCGUCUAGACCACCGAAUUUGUGCAUGGACGAAGCCCGGAGGGAAGCCGAGUCAGUCAUGUUCGGAGCAUUGAAUUCUCUUUUCGACAAAACUGGAGUUAAACCGAGAGACAUUGACAUCGUCAUUGUGAACUGCAGCUUGUUUAACCCGACUCCGUCUCUGUCCUCUAUGAUAGUGAAUCACUUCAAGCUUAGAACAAACAUUAAGAGUUACAAUCUUGGUGGAAUGGGUUGCAGUGCAGGGCUUAUCUCUAUAGACCUAGCCAAAGACCUUCUGAAAGCAAACCCCAACACUUAUGCAAUUGUGGUAAGCACAGAAAAUAUAACUUUGAAUUGGUAUUUUGGCAAGGAUAGGUCAAUGCUACUUCCCAACUGCAUAUUCCGCAUGGGUGGAGCUGCCGUUCUUCUCUCGAACAAGGGCCAAGACAAGGGCAGGUCCAAAUACCAGCUGGUCCACACAGUCCGAACCCACAAAGGCGCUGAUGACAAAAACUACCAGUGCGUUUACCAGAGAGAAGAUGAUAAAGGAACUGUUGGGGUCUCAUUAGCCCGUGAAUUAAUGGCUGUAGCUGGAGACGCAUUGAAAACAAACAUUACUACAUUGGGUCCUCUGGUACUGCCUUUAAGCGAGCAAUUUAUGUUUUUUGUCACCCUUGUUAGAAGAAAGCUUUUGAAAGCAAAAGUGAAGCCCUAUAUACCGGAUUUCAAGCUUGCUUUCGAGCAUUUCUGUAUACAUGCUGGGGGUAGGGCUGUUCUAGACGAGUUGCAGAAGAAUUUGCAACUUAGUAACUGGCACAUGGAGCCAUCCAGAAUGACUCUGCAUAGAUUCGGUAACACUUCCAGUAGCUCAUUGUGGUAUGAACUGGCAUAUACAGAAGCCAAGGGUCGGGUCUCACGCGGGGACAGGGUGUGGCAGAUUGCUUUUGGGUCAGGUUUCAAAUGCAAUAGUGCAGUGUGGAAAGCGCUCAGGGCCAUUCCUCUGGGCGAAACAAGGGGUAACCCAUGGGCAGACUCCAUUCACAGGUAUCCGGUCAAGGUUACUGUGGCUUAAAUUUGUUCAAUUCAAUUUGGUGGCAUUGUAUUACAGGACUUGAAUGGCAACGUAGAUGAAAGUCUUAGCUAGGUUCCUUUUUCCUUGAUCAUCCAACCCCUUCUAUUAAUAUCCUCUCCUAGAAAGCUGUCAUGUGACAAAAAAAUAUAUAUAUGAUUAUAGUACUGAAGAUCAUUCAUGCUUAUGAUAUUUGAUAAGAAUUGAAUGAAUACUUGCAGUACUUUUUUUAAUUA